This is a messenger RNA of Emericellopsis cladophorae, 4095 nucleotides long. RefSeq lists its product as uncharacterized. Bases 1 to 4095 code for a protein of 1364 amino acids. Gene Ontology annotation, biological process: regulation of ARF protein signal transduction. The record is from RefSeq and is a predicted model, not a curated record. NCBI's taxonomy places the organism in Eukaryota, Fungi, Ascomycota, Sordariomycetes, Hypocreales, Bionectriaceae. Gene Ontology annotation, molecular function: guanyl-nucleotide exchange factor activity. The transcript has 6 exons.
AUGCAGUACCGAAGCCGGCCGGUCUCCGUCGCUGUCGACCCCGUGUCUCUGGUCAUAUCAGAGUGUAUCUCCAUCACCUCCGCCAUGCAAAAGCAUGCUCGUUCGCAGCACUCGUCGGUUUCCGCCAUCCUAGGUGUCAACCCCAAUCCAAUACACCUCGGCCCGCCGAUUCCCACACUGCGAGGCGGAGAUAGGGAGUCUUCCAGCAAUGCUGAUACUGACGAUGCGAAUGAACAUGCGCUUGGAAACAGAUGGGGUCUGCGAGGACAGAGAGGAAAGAGCAUGCAGGACAAUCCCAUGAUUUCUGGGUUCGGAAAAUUGCGACAUGACAUCGCCGGACGCAAAGACAUUCAUUCCUUCGAUGCGCCGUCUCUUCUUGCGCCUUUCUUGCACGUCAUUCAAGCGAAGGGUACUGCGGCCCCUAUCACGAUUCUAGCUCUUGGAGCCCUCCGAAAGUUCCUGGCGUACGGCUUCCUCUGUCCAGAGUCGCCUCGAUUUGCACAUGCCAUGCAGUCGCUAUCUGCUGCGGUAACGCACUGUCAGUUUGAUAUCAGUGAUGCGGGUCAAGUGGAGGUUGUACUACUCAUGAUUUUGAACUUGAUGGAGGACAUGAUGUCUGGUCCUGGCGGCGACAUUCUCAGUGACGAGAGUGUGUGUGAUAUGAUGGGCCGGGGUUUGGCCAUCUGCUCACAGCCGAGAUUUUCACCUGUCCUGCGCCGCACUGCUGAAGCUGCAAUGGUCAGAAUGUGCCAGAUUAUCUUCGAAGAUGUCAAGCACAUAGAGAUUGAGACUGGGCCAGAUGCCGGAAUUCUCAGUGGAAGCACCGGAGAAGACGAGGUGCAGGUCCACAUGACAAAUGCAGAUGCGGUCCCUGUAUCAGCGGCAAAAGUCUCGAGUGAAGGCGGAGAGGGGCCCCGAGCCGAAUCUCAAGCACCGGCCACUGCAUCGGCCAUCGCUCCAACGGACCGUCAGGGAAAUGUGGACAAGUCAGACACAGGUGCAGAUACCGAUUUUGAUGCUGGACAGCCUCAAAAGGAAAGCGACAGCCAAAGCGUGGAACAGACCGACGGAAAAGAGUCUCUCGACCUGAAGCCGUACUCACUUCCCUCGGUCAAAGAACUGUUUCGAGUAUUGGUGAAUUUCCUCGACCCGCACGAUCGUCAUCACACUGAUACCAUGCGUGUCAUGGCUAUGCGAAUCAUUCAUGUGGCUCUGGAAGUAGCCGGACCCUUCAUCGCUCGCCAUCCUGCUCUCGCAACUAUUGCUGAGGAUCAAUUAUGCUGCUACCUAUUCCAGCUGGUACGCUCCGACAAUAUGGCCAUAUUACAAGAAGCACUCAUGGUUGCUGGUACGCUGCUGGCGACAUGUCGACCUGUGCUUAAGCUACAGCAAGAACUCUUCUUGUCCUACCUCGUCGCUUGCCUGCACCCAAAUGUCGAGAUCCCAAGAGAGCCAGGCAUCAACCCCUCGCUAUAUUCUGGCAUUCCUCAGACGCCGAAACUUGUCAAACCGGCCCCGUCAAAGGCAACACAACCGGCCAGCGGCCGCUCAACCCCAGUGCCCGUCAAAGACAGACAAAAGCUAGGGUUGGAAGGAGGCGCGCGCAAACCAGAUGCCCGUCAGGCAAUGGUAGAGGGCAUCGGUGUGCUCUCGCGGAUGCCUACCUUUAUGCUGGAGCUAUUCGUAAACUACGACUGCGACCCGGACCGAGCUGACAUGUGUGAAGACAUGAUAGGCCUACUUUCGCGCAACGCCCUCCCUGAUUCAGCUACGUGGAGUACCACUAGUGUUCCGCCGCUAUGCUUGGACGCUCUACUGCGGUACAUCCAAUUUAUCGCCGAACGCCUUGAGGACGAGUCUCUCACAAAGGGGUUGCCAGAGCCAGCCAUGCUAAAAGAGCAACGUCGAAAGAAGCAGACCAUCAUUAGGGGUACGGCGAAAUUCAACGAGAAGCCUAUGGCUGGCUUAGGUUACCUCGAGACACAGGGAGUUCUUACCGAUGCUCGUGAUCCGGUCGAAGUUGCUCAAUUCUUGAAGAGCACUUCCAGGUUAUCCAAGGCCGUUCUUGGCGAAUUUCUUUCGAAGCGAGGCAACGAAGCGUACCUGAACGCUUUUCUCGACCAGUUCGACUUUGCAGGGCGUCGCGUUGAUCAGGCUCUAAGGCUUCUCCUAGAGUCUUUUAGACUGCCUGGUGAAGCCCCCCUUAUUGAACGCAUCGUCGAAGCCUUUUCGGAAAAGUACAUUGAAGCGGCCCAUCCACCCGAGGUUGCAGGCAGUGAAGCUGUCUAUAUCUUGACGUACGCUAUCAUCUUGCUGAACACAGAUCAGCACAACCCGAAUAUGAAGGAUAAGAGGAUGACUCUCGAGGCGUUUGCCAGGAACCUGAGAGGCACCAACAAGGGCGAAAACUUCGCGCCUGAUUUUCUUGAGGCCAUCUAUCAAUCUAUCAAAACCAACGAAAUCAUCCUACCAGAUGAGCACGACAACAAGGAUGCAUUUGACUACGCUUGGCGAGAGCUGUUGCUCAAGACGGAGUCAGCUGGUCCUUUACAAAUCUGUGAGACAAACAUUUACGAUGCCGACAUGUUUGCCGCAACCUGGCGACCGGUUGUAUCUACUUUGUCCUACGUUUUCAUGUCUGCUACAGAUGACGCGGUCUUUGCUCGCAUAGUGACAGGUUUCGAUGAGUGUGCGCGCAUCGCAGCAAAAUACGGCAACGCCGAGGCCCUUGACCGCAUCGUGUACUGCCUGAGCCAAAUAUCUACUCUGGCCUCAGAUGGACAUUACAAUACAGUCCUCAACACUGAAGUGCAAGUCGGAGACGGCAGAGUCAUGGUCAGUGAGCUUGCUGUCAAGCUAGGCCGAGACUUCAGAGCCCAGCUGGCCACACUGGUUCUCUUCCGAGUAGUGACAGACAAUGAGGGGCUUCUUCGAGACAGCUGGGAACAUAUUAUCCGCAUUUGGCUGAACCUUUUUGUGAAUUCCCUCGCGGAACCGUUCUCAUCUCCAGAUCUGCCUCUCUUCCCUAUCCCACCUAUUCCUCUCCAGCUACCCUCACAAGUGAUCGACCGGGCUGUGAGGUCCGCUGACACGGGAUUUUUCUCGGCGUUCACAUCGUACAUAUCAAGCUAUGCUGCAGACGACCCUCCUGAGCCAUCAGAAGAGGAACUAGAAAGCACUCUCUGCACCGUCGACUGCAUCAAGUCCUGUGAAAUCGAUAAUGUCCUCAAAAACAUCGCACUACUCCCGGCAGCACAAUCGAAAAUUGUAGUCGAGGCAGUUCUCAAGCAGUUGCCUGAGAAUAAUCAAGAAGUCGUGAUCGCCAUGAAGCAGGAGGACAUUUCCUCCCCUACCCCGAGCGGUCCGGGAACUACCUCAACGCCCCUUAAGUACGACCCUAGUGUUGCCUUCUUACUGGAGCUUGGCACCAUGCUGGCCAUUCGAAACAACGACUCACUUGAAGCUAUGGGAAAACUUGUCUUCGAUACUCUCCAGGCGAUACUGCGAAACCCUCUCAUGUCCUUGCUCUCGCCGGACCUUACACGCAAUGAGUCCAAGGAAUGGACAGCCAUCUUUGAUAGUGUCCUGUUCCCCCUUAUUCACAGGCUUCUCAAGCCUGAAGUCUUUUCCACAGACCGUGACGGCAUGGCUGAGAUGCGAGUGCAAGCGGCCUCGCUGCUGUGCAAGGUUUUCUUGCAGUAUCUUGUGUUGCUGUCGGAAAUGGGUGGCAUGCUUGAUCUCUGGUUGAAGAUUGUGGAUAUAAUGGACAGGCUGCUCAAUAGUGGACAAGGUGACAGUCUGGAGGAGGCCGUACGUGAGAACCUGAAGAACGUGGUGUUGUUUAUGGUCAGUAGCGGUUACUUGGUGCCUCCCAAGCAGGAUCAGUCCGGAGCAGCCCUGUGGACCGAAACAUGGAAGCGUAUCGAUCGCUUUUUCCCCGAGCUGCGCAGCGAUCUUGCGCUUGAAAACGAUGAUGCACCAGAUGCGCCUCCUAAGAGUGGUGCCGAAAAUGCCGCUGAUGAAGCUUUGCCGCAGGAACAUUCGAGCAGUCCUUCUGAGCAGGCACCAAGCAAGAGCGAAGAGGCUGAGGAUUGA